AUGGAUUCCUUCAUGCAACUGCCCGAAGCCAACCAGGCUGGGAACGGUAUGCCACCAAACUGGCAUGCCAUCACCCAAGCCGUGAAGGGCGUGCAAGACAUCCUAAAGGAGAUGACGAGAAAGGAGCAAGUGAAGAAAGAAAAAGAGGAGCGCGAAGAGAUAGUCACCGAUCUCGAGCGCAUCCUCAACAAAGCCCUAAAGCUAGGAGUUGAAGUGAGUGCCACAGCCCUAAGCAGGGUCGGGAUCGAGAUGAAACAUCUGCCACUCGCCUGGGAGCAUAUGAUCAUAGACCCCCAGAGCCUGAACACAGAUUUCUUCUUCAAACCCAUGCCUGUGGAAAACAUCCGAGAGCAUGCACAGAUCCUGGUCCCUGCUGAUGAUUCUGACCAUGUCCCGGACGUUGAGGACAGCCAAGGUCCGGCCCAGACUUUGGGGGACGCCCCGGAAUCUGACCCAGUCGGACUAGACCAGAGCUCAGACUACGAUGGGGAUGUGGACUCGGACGGUGAGAGUAACUUUUGGGACGAUAGAGGCAUUGACGAUAUCUGCCCUAUCCUGAACCCAGACACUGAGGAUGGCGACCUGCUUCCGGAUGAUGUGUCUGAGGAAUACCAGGCCAUCAGCUCCUGGCUGGCCGGGAUAGAGGAUCAGGUAGAGCUAACAACUCAGUGGCCUGUCCUGGACUCCCGUGCCGAUGCUAUGGACAGGCUUCACAUCGACACAGCGUCCAGAGUCUGGCGAACGUUUGCCGAACUAGACAGGCAAUACUCCCCGGACAGCAGUAAUGUCAUCAGCCUUGUCAGCGCCACAAGCUGGCGCGACCCGUUACGGCUCCAAAAACCAGACAACGUUUUUGGCCGCUACACAAAUGCAAACUCUGAAAUCACCGUCCCCUGGGAGUACACUCCCACCCACAGGUGGUUCGUCCAGAGUGCAUUUGUCGCGACAGAGGGUGAGCCUCACGAACAGUUUAUCGUGGCGAGCCCCGGCCCUGACGACUUCUCCGGCGGCCUUGUACGCAGCGAGAUCAUAACAAUCCUGACGGCAAUGAUCACGCGGUACAAGAGCGGCCGUCCAUAUAUCAAGAGGCAGAAAGUCAUGCCAGUUAUGCUCAUCUCUAUAAUCAGGGACGUUGUACGGGUAGUACAAGCCCACUACAACGGACAGAAUGUCGUUGUUAGGGUUUCCCAGGCCAACAACCCUGAGAUCAUGACAGAGGGCAACGGGUAUGAGCUUUUCGCCAGGUAUCUUGCAUCAACCCCUGUUGGAGAUACCGAGGAGUACCCCAUGACCGCGCUAGAUAUACAGCCGGCGUGGGGAGUAAAGAGGACAAGUGAAGAUGCCGAGCUUGAGGAGGCAUCGCCUUCUAUCAAGAAACCUCGACUCGGCAUUGGAUCUUGUGAUUGA
Molecule: messenger RNA, 1407 nt
Organism: Aspergillus versicolor CBS 583.65
Lineage: Eukaryota; Fungi; Ascomycota; Eurotiomycetes; Eurotiales; Aspergillaceae
Exons: 4
Coding region: 1-1407 (468 amino acids)
Source: RefSeq, a predicted model, not a curated record